UCAUUGAACUGCACGAUUCUCAAGGUAUUUCUAAAUGAAACAUUUAGUCUGAGGAGAUAUUCAAAUAAUCAGCCUGUCGUGAUAAUCUGACUCGUUGUAUUUAGAUAAUAUUUUCAAAUGAAACAUUUGGUUAAAUGCCGUCUUUAGUUGUUACUUUCUUUACCAUCCACAAUUUUUGUUUCUAUUUAUAAUUUCAUUAUUACUGUGCUUGUAGUAGCUUUUCUCAUGAUUUUUAAAGUGACAUUCCCUUGCUUGCUGGAACUCUACCUUUUUUUGCCUUGAAACAGAUGAUAUAAGAAAACAUGUUUCAGGUGGAAAAAUGCUAACUAGAAAUUGUUGCAAGCAUAUUUUGAUAAGUUGGAUCCAAGCAUGUUUAUUAAUGAGCUUUCAAGUGUUGGCUGGUGCUUGAAAAGAAUCAUCAGGUUUUCUUAUUUCUGUUCCACUUCCACAUUUUUCGAUACUUGAGAUACCAUUAAGUUGGGACCACAACCGUAUUGCGGGCCACUAAAGCUAUGUUAAACCAUGUUACAUCUUAAUGUAUCAUUAGUUACUUAUUAUAUACUUGACCAAAUUCAUUUGCUUCUUGAACUUCCUGGGAAGGAAUCUUUGCUGAAAUUGUUGUGAUAAUCCCAUCAACUCGCAACUGCUAAGCUUUGGCGAUUUAGAACAACUGCGUAGAAGUGCUCAUUAGGAAAAUAUAUUAUGUUUCGUCUGAUAUUCUGGAUAGCGCUUGGCCACUUAGAUUCGUUGUAUGAAUGUUGACUCAACAUGUGGAGUGAUGACUUAAUAUAUUUGAUAUACAUGUGGGGAUCUACUAAGCCUGUUUUUUUUUUGCCAUUUAAUGCAGGUAAUGGACCGUUAUGUUGAUCCAUUAGUGACUCAUUUGAAGAUAAUGUUGAGCUACCGCAAGUUCAGGAAGGGCACUAAAGCAGAAGUUGAUGAGGUGUUGAGAAUUGAGAAAUCCGAGUAUGCGAUGAGGAUUGUUUAUUGUUUUGGCAUAUCACAUGAACAUCCUGGCACAUUUAUUCUUACAUACAUACGGAGCACAAACCCACAUCAUGAGUAUAUCGGCUUGUAUCCAAAGGGAUUCAAGUUUCGGAAGAUGUUUGAGGACAUUGAUCGGCUCGUAGCAUAUUUCCAGAGGCAUAUUGAUGAUCCACAACAUGACUCUGCGCAAUCAAUUCGAUCAGUUGCUGCGAUGGUGCCAAUGCGAAGCCCUGCAACUGGGGGGUCCUCAAGUGGGUGGGGUGGUUCCGCUAGUAAUGACGGUGGCUGGAGAGGAGAUCGGGAAAGAAAUCCAGGUUCACGAUCAGGGAGAGGCAAUGGUGAUUACAGGGGCAGCAAUCAGGAUGGGCACCCAAGUGAGCUUCCCAGGCCCUAUGGUGGCCGAGGCCGUGACCGAGGCUCUCAUAACAGCAGUGGUGAUAAUGAUGGUAAUGACGGGCGGGAUGGGUGGGGCAGCUUUCCAGGUGCCAAAGUUCAAAAUUCUCCAAGCAGGGAGGCUUUUCCUGGUGGUUGGAGUUGGAGUUGGAGUGGGAGUGGCAGUGGCAAUUGGGGUGGUGGUGGAAGUGGUGAUGGUGUAAGUGGUGGUUGGGGGAGCGGUGGUGGUGGUGGUUCCGGUGAUGCGGAUGCUGGUGGUGGAAAUUCUGGCUGGGGUGGCACCAAGUGGUAGAGUGCCCCAAGUCUGUUUGGAUUUUAAUGGUAUGGAUUUUAAUAGUAUGGCUAAUGGGCAUAUGAUUUUGCAGUAUUGCCCCAGUUGAAUAGUAGCGUACUUAUCCAGUUGAAUAGUAGCGUACUUCUCCAGUUUCUAUUCGUAAAAAAGUAGAAGUCCAGUUUCUAUUUAUGUAGUCUUUAUCUAGUAUAUGAUACGUUUCUCAUGUGCCCAGUAUUUUGGAAAGCACUUUUUUCCCCUUUUCGA
Rhododendron vialii is the source of this 1918-nucleotide messenger RNA. RefSeq names its product transcription elongation factor SPT6 homolog. The transcript is spliced from 2 exons. Gene Ontology annotation, cellular component: transcription elongation factor complex. NCBI's taxonomy places the organism in Eukaryota, Viridiplantae, Streptophyta, Magnoliopsida, Ericales, Ericaceae. Gene Ontology annotation, molecular function: histone binding; nucleosome binding. The record is from RefSeq and is a predicted model, not a curated record. Gene Ontology annotation, biological process: transcription elongation-coupled chromatin remodeling; nucleosome organization; mRNA transcription by RNA polymerase II. The coding region runs from base 842 to 1672 and encodes 276 amino acids.